UUAAAUAAAUAUGGCGUCUUAUGAAUUUACACAUGGUUCGGUUAGAAUUAUGACAAAGAGUAGAAUAUUUAGAUUUUAAUUGUAAAUAAUUUUUUAAUAAAAAAUAAUUGUUUUAAUCAAUUAUAAUUAAUUGUUGUUUUAAUUAUCAAGAACAAGAAGAAACUUACAAAAACAAUGGGACCUAUAGAAACAACGCAAGUUACAAAAACAAUGAGAUUUACGAGAAGAAUUAAAUCUACAAAUCAUAGAUAUCGUAAUCGAGUACCAAUUGAUCCAGAAAAAUUAGCAAAAUAUAAUAAAGGUGAUGGAAUUGAUUUAAAAUCAGGAUCAUCUAAAAUCAGAAAUAAAAUAAUAAAACAAAAAUUAAAAAAAAAAGAAAAAAAUUUUGAAAUAACAGUAAAAGAUACUGCUCGUACUGAAUUACUUUUGACAGAAGAUUAUGGUUGUUUGGAAGCUGAUGCUGGACAAGUAACAGUACAAUAUAAUCAAAAACAAAUUGCAGAUAAUGUAGACAUAACAAGUGCAGCUAAACAUUUUACAUUAAAUUUAGAUUUUGGACCAUAUUAUAUAAAAUAUACUAGAAAUGGUAGACAUUUAGUAUUAGGUGGGAAAAAAGGCCAUGUAGCUGCUUUAGAUUGGAUCACAAAAAAAUUAGCUUGUGAAAUAAAUGUAAUGGAAUCAGUACAUGAUUUAUCAUGGCUUCAUAUAGAAACAAUGUUUGCAGUAGCACAAAAAGAAUGGGUAUUUAUUUAUGACAAUCAAGGAAUUGAACUUCACUGUUUAAAAUUAAUGAAUAAAGUUAAUAAGUUAGAAUUUUUACCUUAUCAUUUUUUACUUGCCAGUGGAUCUAGAGAUGGUUAUUUAGCAUGGUUAGAUAUUUCCAUUGGAAAAUUUAUAAAUUCUUUUAAUUCCAGAUUAGGAAAAAUAGCAGUAAUGACACAAAAUCCUAGUAAUGCACUACUUUGUGUGGGUGACUCAAAAGGUGUAGUUUCAAUGUGGUCUCCAAACAGUAAAGAUCCUUUAGUAAAAAUGUUAUGUCAUACUCAAGCAGUAGCUGCUUGUGCAGUUCAUCCUUAUGGAACUUAUAUGGCAACUAGUUGUCAAGAUAAAUUUGUAAAAAUAUGGGACAUUAGACAACUAGCAGGUCCAUUGCAUAAUUAUCGUGUACGAACUCCAGUUCAGCAUUUAUCUUACAGUCAAUGUGGUCAAUUAGCAUUAGCUAUGGGAAAUGUUGUAGAAGUUUAUCGAUCAUUGGCCAAUGAAAUAAAACCUUACUUACGUCAUAGAGCUGAAUGGACUGUGACAAGUAUGCAAUUUUGUCCAUAUGAAGAUAUUUUAGGUAUUGGUACAUUGAGAGGAAUUUCUUCUCUUUUAGUACCAGGAAGUGGAGAAGCUAACUUUGAUGCUCUUGAAAAUAAUCCAUUCCAAACUAAAACUCAGAGACGCGAAGCUGAAGUAAAAGCUCUAUUAGAUAAGAUUCAACCAGAAUUAAUAUGUUUGGAUCCAGUUGCUAUUACAGAAGUAGAUGUACCCACCUUAAAAGAUAAAAUAGAAGCUAAAAAGAAUCUUUUGUAUCUUAAACCAAAGGAAAUAGAUUUCAAACCUCGUAGAACGAAAGCUAAAGGUAGAGGCGGAACAGCUAAAGUAAUUAAGACUAAAAAAAUUCUGAAAGAUUUAAAUCGAAGGGAAACUAUUAAUAUAGUUCGUCAAGCGAAUAUUCAAUCGAAUAUAAAGAAAGUAGAAAAACCUCAAAAAGAUUAUGGAAUAUUAAAUAGAUUUUUACCAAGAUCUAAUAAACAAACAAAUAGAUAAUGUAUGAAUUAUUAAAAGAAUAUAAUUUUAUUUUAUUUUUCUAUAUUUAAAUUUUACUAUCUAUAUAUAUAUUUAAAUAUAAUUAAAUAUAUAUAUAUUUAAAUAUAUUUUUUAAUUUCAAUAAAAUUUUGUUGAAAAAACUUUUUAAAUUAUUUCAUACUGUAAAAUAUGUAAAUCAUUAUAUUAUAUAUAAUGCAUAUAAUUUAUUUUUCAUGAUUUUUCAUUAAUAGCAAAUAUGUUACAUACAAAAUAGUAUAAAGUGCGAUGUAAAUAAAUUUAAGAUAAAUAAUUGAUUACAUAUAUAUAUAUAUAUAGUAUUGAAGUGUGAGGUGUUUAAUGAAAUAAGCAUUCAAUAGUUUAACUGUAACAUUCUAUAAUUUAAUAAUUGUUAUAAUAAAAAAGGAAUAAUUUAUGUAACUACAAUUAA
Molecule: messenger RNA, 2239 nt
Organism: Apis mellifera (honey bee)
Lineage: Eukaryota; Metazoa; Arthropoda; Insecta; Hymenoptera; Apidae
Product: WD repeat-containing protein 46
Exons: 6
Coding region: 175-1812 (545 amino acids)
Biological process (GO): maturation of SSU-rRNA from tricistronic rRNA transcript (SSU-rRNA, 5.8S rRNA, LSU-rRNA)
Cellular component (GO): small-subunit processome; nucleolus; 90S preribosome
Molecular function (GO): protein binding
Source: RefSeq, a predicted model, not a curated record